CCCUCAUUCAGCCCACCCUCAAUUAAUCCUCAUCUGACCCCUUACAUGAGACUGACCCUGCGAUACGUCUUCGUUGUGACAUGGCAAAUCCUGAAAGGAUAAUCGGUAUUCCUGUGGAUGCAAGUGACCACAGUGAAAAAGCUUGUGACUGGUAUUUAAAAAACAUGAAGCAAGCCAAUGAUGUUGUUGUUAUCAUCCAUGUGAGUGAAAUGACUCAUUCUGGCUCCAUUGGUUGGAUUUGAGGUUAAGCUCUGUGGUGGUAAACCUGGUGAGGCUAUUUGCUCCAUAAUUAAGGAACGUGGCAUUGAUCUUGUCAUCAUGGGAAGCCGUGGAAUGGGUGCUAUAAGACGCACCUUUGUGGGAAGUGUCAGUGAUUAUGUCCUUCAUCAUGCACAUGUACCUGUCAUCAUUUGCCCCAAGCAUUGAUGUUCAUUACUUCCUUGAUUUACUCAUUGCAUGCUUUAGGCAUCAAUUUCAAAAUAAAAUUGAGUGAUUUGCAAGCUUCCAUACUGUAACAGUAGGUAGUCAUGAUGAGUUCAAUUUUUCAAUGAGAUAUAUAGCAUAUUUUAAAAUAUUCUCUGAUUUUGAUAAGAGUGUAAUAGCAGAGAUUUUCAAUUUCUUUAAUAAAGAUAACAGUUCAUCUCAGUGA
Molecule: messenger RNA, 649 nt
Organism: Pocillopora damicornis (cauliflower coral)
Lineage: Eukaryota; Metazoa; Cnidaria; Anthozoa; Scleractinia; Pocilloporidae
Source: RefSeq, a predicted model, not a curated record